Molecule: messenger RNA, 9092 nt
Organism: Scleropages formosus (Asian bonytongue)
Lineage: Eukaryota; Metazoa; Chordata; Actinopteri; Osteoglossiformes; Osteoglossidae
Gene: dysf
Product: dysferlin, limb girdle muscular dystrophy 2B (autosomal recessive)
Exons: 56
Coding region: 241-6597 (2118 amino acids)
Biological process (GO): T-tubule organization; negative regulation of phagocytosis; vesicle fusion
Cellular component (GO): T-tubule; cytoplasmic vesicle; membrane
Source: RefSeq, a predicted model, not a curated record
GAGAGCUCCUCCUGGCUCUGCAGAGUUCCCACUAAAACUGGUAGGGGAGGACAGCGGAGCGCAGGCAGCGUUACCCUUAUUGGAGAGCCUGGUCACACACACACACACACACACACACACACACACACACACACACACACACUCACACACGCUCUGGGGACCGGCGCUCCCUCUGCCAUGCCUGGAUGGUCUACGUUUGGGUGGGGGCACUAAGCGUUGGGUCGCGUGUCUCGUGGAAACAUGCUGCGCUGCGUGCUGCAGAGGGCCAAUAACCUGCCCAACGUGGAGAAGGGCGACCGGCACAGCGACCCGCUGGCCAGCGUCACGUUCCGAGGGUCCAAGAAGAAGACCAAAAUCAUCAAGAACAACUCGAACCCGGUUUGGAACGAGGGGUUCGAGUGGGAUCUCAAAGGUCUACCCUUGGACCCGAGCGCAGAUCUCCACGUGGUGGUCAAAGACCAUGAGAAGAUGGGCAGAAACAGGUUCCUUGGGGAGACCCGGGUGGCGCUGAGAGAUGUGCUCAACUCCCCGAACCUGGCGGCCACCUUCACCGUCUCGCUGCUGGACACCAAGAAGAACAACACGGGGGCCACACUCACGCUGCAGGUCUCCUACAUCCCCCCCCCAGGCAUGGCGCCUGUCUUCCAGCCUUCCGCCCCUCCGGAGGCCCAGCACACACCCCAGGAGCUCGACACCGUCACAGUCUUCUCGAUGGACACGGUCGGGGAGGAGGACACCGAGAGCAUGCUGAUGAUGGAGAGCACCGAGGACCCGGAGCCUGCGGCGGGACCCCCGGGGCAGGAGCCCCCCACAGCCCCUCCCAAGAGAACUCCCCCAAACGUGGUCCAGGGUAUGAAGAAGAAGAAGCGUCAGCCGAACCGAGCGCCGCUGCCCAACAAACCCCAGGAUGUUCAGGUGCGGGUGAGGAUCAUCGAAGGGAGGCAGUUGCCGGGCAUCAACAUCAAGCCGGUUGUCAAGGUGACGGUUGCCGGGCAGACCAAGCGAACCCGAAUCAGGAAAGGCAACAACCCGUUCUUCGACGAGACUUUCUUCUUUAACUUCUUCGAGACGCCGUCGGAGCUCUUCGAUGAGCCAGUCUUCCUCACUGUAUUGAACUCCAAGUCCCUGCGCACCGACUCUGUGAUCGGCGAGUUCAAGCUCGACGUGGGGAUGAUCUACGCAGAGCACAAGCAUGCCUUUCUCAGGAAGUGGCUACUGCUCUCUGACCCAGAGGACCUCUCGGCCGGGGCCAGGGGUUACCUGAAGGUCAGCCUGUGUGUGCUGACGGCAGGCGACGAGGCCCCGAUGGAUAAGAAGGAGGGAGUGGAGGAGAAGGAGGACAUCGAGGGGAACUUGCUGAGGCCUGCGGGCGUGGCCCUGAGGGGGGCCGUGUUCUCGCUGAAGGUGUACCGGGCGGAGGACCUGCCUCAGAUGGAUGACGCCUUCAUGGACGGCAUGAAGCAGAUUCUGGGAUUCGACAGUAACAGGAAGAACCUGGUUGACCCAUUGGUGGAGGUCACCUUUGCUGGCAGAAUGAUCUGCUCCAAGAUCCUGGAGAAGAACGCCAACCCACAGUGGAACCAGAGUCUGACGCUGCCCAUAAGGUUUCCAUCCAUGUGUGAGAAGAUGAGAAUCCGGAUCCUGGACUGGGACCGAGCGAGUCACAACGAUGUCAUCGGCACCACGCACCUGUGCAUGUCCCGCAUCUCGGCUCCCGGGGGGGAGAUCGAAGACGACUUGCCGCCGAGGACUCUCUCGAAAAGCCCGGACGACAGCCUGGGCUUCCUGCCCACCUUCGGCCCGUGCUUCGUGAACCUGUACGGGAGCCCCAGGGAGUUCAGCGCCUUCUCGGACCCCUACGAGGCCCUCAAUGUGGGAAAGGGCGAGGGGGUGGCCUACCGUGGGAGGGUCCUCCUGGAGCUCGGCACCAAGCUGGUGGAGCGGGUGGAGCAGCGGGUGGAGGACAUCCCAGCUGACGACCUUCUUGUGGUGGAGAAGUUCAUGCGGAAGCGGAAGUACUACCUGUUUGUGGCCUUCUACUCUGCGACGAUGCUGCAGGACGUGGACGACGCCAUCCAGUUCGAGGUCAGCAUCGGUAACUACGGCAACAAGUUCGACUACACCUGUCUGCCCCUGGCCUCCACCACGCAGUACAGCCGGGCCGUCUUCGAUGGCUGCCACUACUACUACCUGCCUUGGGGAAACGUGAAGCCGGUGGUGGUCCUCUCCUCCGAGUGGGAAGACGUCGGGCCGCGCGUUGAGGCUCUGAACAUGCUGCUCGGCACAGUGGAGCGCCUGGAGGCCCGGCUGGAGAAGGUGGAGCUCUUGCGGAAAGCUGGAAGCGACAUGGAAGAGGUGGAACGUGAAGUGCUGGAGCUCCUGGAUGAAGUAAUAGCCAACUGCAGCCAGGGGCUCCCGGAGUUCGGCGACUGGCCGUGCGCGACGCCCCUGGACCGGGCCGUGCGGCAGCAGCGCAAAGCCAACCUGCAGCAGAUCGAACGGGCCGCCCUGGCGCUCAAACACGGCGACGCCACCGAGCUGGAGGCCGUACUGGAGCAGGCCGAGGACUGGGCCCAACGGCUGCGCUCGCUGGCUGAAGAGCCUCAGAACAGCCUCCCUGACAUUGUGAUCUGGAUGCUGCAAGGGGACCGCAGGCUCGCCUACCACCGCAUCCCUGCCUCCGAGGUGCUCUUCUCCCAGCGACACUGCGGGAAGAACUGCGGCAAACUGCAGACCGUUUUCAUGAAGCUCCCUCAAAACGGCGGCGUGGACGACAAGGUGCCGGCACAGCUGCGCGCGAAGGUGUGGUUCGGCCUGUCUGCCGACGUGAAGCACUUCAACCAGUUUGCCGAGGGCAAGCUGUCCGUGUUUGCAGAAACGUAUGAGAACCAGACCAAGCUGGCCUUGGUGGGCAACUGGGGAACCGCUGGGCUCACGUCCCCCAAGUUCAGUGACGUCACGGGAAGAGUGAAGCUGCCCAAAGAGAGCUUCCGUCCGUCCCCGGGCUGGGCCUGGGCGGGGGACUGGUUCAUCAGUCCAGAAAAGACUUUGCUGCAUGACGUGGAUGCUGGACACAUGACCUUCAUGGAGGAGGUGUUUGAGAACCAGAUGCGGCUGCCAGGAGGACAGUGGAUUGGGAUGCCUGAGGGUUACACUGAUGUGAACGGAGAGAAAGCUGUGCCCAAGGACGAAGUGGAGUGUCCCCCCGGCUGGGUGUGGGAGGACGUCGAGUGGAGCGAGGACCUGAACCGUGCCGUGGACGACCAAGGCUGGGAGUACGGCCUCACCAUCCCUCCAGACCGCCGCCCUAAGUCCUGGGUCCCUGCCGAAAAAAUGUACCACACGAACCGGCGCCGGCGCUGGAUCCGACAACGCCGCAGAGACCUGCAGAAGAUGGAGGCCCUUCGGAAGCAACGGCCGGACGAGUCGGAGCGCGAGGGCUGGGAGUACGCCUCCUUGUUCGGCUGGAAGUUCCACCUGAAGCAGCGAAAGACGGACUCGUUCCGGCGACGACGCUGGCGCUGCCGCAUGGAGCCGCUGGAGAAGACGGGGCCCGCGGCCAUCUUCGCCCUCGAGUGCUCGCUGGCCGGCGUGAGCGAUGACAAGAACGAUGACAAAUCUGCGACGGCCACCUUCGGGGUGAACCGACCCACCAUCUCCUGCUUUUUCGACUGUGGCACUCGAUAUCACCUGCGCUGUUACCUGUACCAGGCCAGGGACCUUGUUGCCAUGGACAAGGACAGCUUCUCAGACCCCUACGCAGUCGUGUCCUUCCUCCACCAAAGUCAAAAGACGGUGACCAUCCGCAACACCCUGAACCCCACCUGGGACCAGACCCUCAUCUUCUACGAAAUUGAGAUCUUUGGAGACCCUCAGAUCACAGAACGCAACCCGCCCAGGAUUGUCGUGGAGCUCUUUGACCAGGACACCUAUGGGGCAGACGAGUUCAUGGGCCGCUGUGUGUGCCACCCCUCCAUGAGCCCUUCGCCCCGUCUCGCCUGGUACCCCAUCAAGCUGAAUGGGAAGCUGGCCGGCGAGCUGCUGGGGGCCUUUCAGCUCAUUCGCAGAGAGAAGCCCGCGAUCCAUCACAUCCCGGGUCAGGAGGGGGAACCUCUCACUGCGACUCACGUGCUGGACGAGGUCAGUACCACCGAGCUCUUCACCAGUGACGCCAGUACCUGUGAUCCCUCAGAUUCUGACCUGCCGUACCCCCCACCCCAGCGGGGGCCCAACAUCUACGUGGUGCCCCAGGGCAUCAAGCCAGUCCUGCAGCGCACCGCCAUCGAGGUCCUGGCGUGGGGUCUGCGCAACCUCAAGAGCUACCAGCUGGCCAGCGUGACGUCGCCCAGCCUGCUGGUGGAGUGCGGCGGAGCCGUGGUGCAGUCCUGCGUCAUCCGCAACGCCAAGAAGAAGCCCAACUUUGACAUCAACACGCUCUUCAUCGACGUGAACUUGCCCCAGGAGGAGCUCUACAUGCCCCCCAUCGUGGUGAAGGUGAUUGACAACCGGCAGUUUGGCCGGAAGCCCGUCGUGGGCCAGUGCACCAUCCGCAGCCUGGAGGAGUUCCGCCGCCUGCCGGAGAGCCCGGAGAGGGACGCCGAGGAUGAGGAUCAAGAUGAGGCGUGCGAAACACCCCGCGAUGACGUGCUGAUUGACAUCGACGACAAGGAGCCUCUCCUUCGCGGCCAGCUUGCAGACGGCACCAGCUCUGCCAUAAUUAACAUCUCCUCCUCUCGGUCCAGCCUCCAUGAAGAAGAGUUCAUGGACUGGUGGAGCAAGUUUUAUGCGUCAUCAGGAGAAGUGAGCAAAUGUGGAACGUACCUGGAGAAAGGUUUCGACACACUCCAGGUGUAUGACUGUGAACUAGAAAAUGUUGAAGGUUUCGAUGGCUUGGCCGACUUCUGCCAGACUUUCAAACUGUACAGGGGAAAAAGUCAGGAUGAGGGAGAGGACCCCUCUGUUGUUGGAGAAUUUAAAGGAAUGUUUAAGAUCUACUCCCUCCCUGAUGACCCCUCCUUGCCCCUGCCCCCUCGCCAAUUCCGCCAACUUCCUCCCAGUGGCAUCGAGGAGUGCCUGGUGCGCAUUUACAUCAUCCAGGCCAUAGGUCUCCAGCCCAAGGAUGCCAAUGGCAAGUGUGACCCAUAUGUGAAGAUCAGCCUGGGCAAGAAGUCCAUCAGUGACCACGACAACUACAUACCCUGCACACUAGAUCCCAUCUUUGGAAAGAUGUUUGAGCUCACCUGUGCCUUACCGCUUGAGAAGGACUUGAAGAUCAUGCUCUAUGACUAUGACCUGCUGUCUAAGGAUGAAAAGAUUGGCGAGACUGUGAUCGACUUGGAGAACCGCUUCCUGUCCAGCUACGGAGGGCGAUGUGGCCUUUCGCAGUCCUACUGUCUGUCAGGGGUCAACCAGUGGCGGGACCAGCUGAAGCCGUCGCAGCUCCUGAGGAAGCUGUGUGAGAGGAGGAACUACAAAACGCCUGUCUACAGUCAGGGUGCAGUCGUCUUCAGGGGCCACGGAUACACCGUGGCCGACCUCGAUCAGGCCAAGCCGCCCAACCCCCACCUGGGACCCACAGAGGAACGCCUGGCACUGCUGAUCCUACGUCGGGAGGGCCUGGUGCCCGAACAUGUGGAAACUCGUUCGCUGUACAGCCCACUGCAACCGGACAUCGAGCAGGGAAAAUUACAACUGUGGGUGGACCUUUUCCCCAAGUCCCAGGGACCUCCAGGACCCCCUUUCAACAUCUCCCCCCGAAAAGCCAAAAAGUUCUUCUUGCGUUGCAUCAUCUGGAACACCAGUGAUGUCAUCUUGGAUGAAACCAGUAUCACGGGGGAGAAGAUGAGUGACAUAUACGUCAAAGGCUGGCUGCAGGGGCUUGAGGAAAACAAGCAGAAGACUGAUGUACAUUACCGUUCCCUGGGUGGAGAAGGGAACUUCAACUGGCGAUUCCUUUUUCCCUUUCACUACCUCCCUGCAGAGCAGUUGUGCGCCGUCAACAAGAAGGAGCAUUUCUGGAGCCUAGACAAAGCUGAGACAAAAUUGCCCCCAAAGCUGACCAUCCAGAUCUGGGACAAUGACAAGUUUUCCUUUGACGACUUUCUUGGCUCCCUGGAGAUGGACUUGAACCACAUGAUGCGCCCAGCCAAGGUAGCAGCAAAGUGUGGCCUCGAGAUCCUGGAUCAGCCACCGGAAAAGCUUGUGUCGCUGUUCGAGCAGAAGACAGUCCGAGGCUGGUGGCCAUGUGUGGGUGAAAGGGGUGGCGAGAAGAUCAUCGCUGGGAAGGUGGAGAUGUCCCUGGAGAUUAUUUCCGAGCAGGAGCAGGAGGAGAGGCCGGCUGGUCUGGGCAGAGAUGAGCCCAACAUGAACCCCCACCUGGAGGAACCUCAGCGUCCUGAAACCUCCUUCCUGUGGUUCUCCUCUCCCUUCAAAACCCUGAAGUUCAUUGUGUGGAGGAGGUUCAAGUGGGUCAUCAUUGCCUUGAUCCUUCUCUUCUUACUUCUUCUCUUCCUUGGCGUUUUCCUCUACGCCUUCCCGAACUAUGCUGCGAUGAAGAUGGUCGCUCCCUUUGGCAGAGAUGGCAGCAAAGCCAAAUGAUUUGGCGUGGAGCAGGAGGAAGGUCCCUGAGAAGUUGGUCAAAGCCUUAGGAGGACAUACCCUUCAGCAUUCGCAGUUUUACCACAUCCUCUCAAACAUUGCUGCUGAGCUAUCCGUUCCAGGCCACUCCGCACCAACUGCAUGAAAUCAACACAUAUGCCUAAACAACCUGAACGUUUGGCAGGCCCUGCUCUUGGAAAAAUUCUUUAAAAUGAAAAACCUGAACGAAAUGUUUAUGAGCGUAAGUGAGAGGACCGGCUACUGUAAAUUCGUACGUGUACCCUUUGAAUCUGUGCAGCUCCUGCACCGACGACCCAGCCAUGAACUUGCUCUCUAUUCCGUUUGAUUCGCAGUUAUGCUUUAAUCUCCUCUUGUGUUUAAUCCUUCUUUUAUGGUGCCUGUAAAACUCAGCCCUCUUUACUCCCAGUCAGACAUCUUCUUUGACGCUGCAGGAGAGAUGGAGCUGCUUUGUGUCACGUGCUCUGCCUUUGAGUGCUGCAUAUAGGAUUUGAUCUCUGCAGUCACAGGUCUUCCUCGCCAUGUCUGUUCUGUUGCCAUCGGAAGGAAAUAUAGGCUGGGGGUAGAGGUUAAUCAUUGAUGAUGUCCUUUCGGUGUAAAGAAGUCCACAAAAGACACUAAUAGACUCAGGGUCAGACCAGGCUUUACAAAAUGUGUUCGUGGAAGAGAGAGUGAGAGAGACCAUUUGUUUUUUUGUAUGUUAUUCUGUGUGUGGGUGUGUGUGUGUGCAAGAAAAAAUGGUAAAGGAAAGAAAAACAUCAUGUGACACCCUAUAAUCCACUCUGAAAUUCCAUUUCCUCGUGGUGUGGCAGAACAUGGGUUCAGGUGUGCUGGGGUCAUGGGGGCAUCAUAGGGUUGCGGUAAAGGCUCGGCUGCUACGGCCGGUCUCCUACGCAGUGUACUUUGCGUGCGCCCCUUUUGCUCGAGGCUGUUUGUCUGGCUGCAGACUUUGCACCACAGACCCUGGUAAUAGGAAAAGUCAUCCGGAGUCCAGAUAAUCCACUCAGGUCCCUUCGGAUUUCCUGGAGUGUGUAUAUUUUGAGGGAAAUGAAGAAAAAAACUCUUUGAUGCUUAAAGAGUCCCCAUUGCUACAGCAGCAGAGUCAACUAUGGACCAGAGAGCUCCAGGGAUGGGGAGUAGAGGUAGCGCCUGUUCAAUGGAACCACUUGUUUCAUCACACAUUUUGCCUGGCAGAAAGAAACAAGAACUCACAUGACAAAGAUACUGAUGGACCCACAGACACAUUAAUGGCUAUUAACAAGAAGACAUUAUGGAGCUUAUUUAUGCUUUUUUAUUUGCUACCAUACCUUGACACAUGCAACACAGUGCAAAUAUAGUCAAUAUCGAACUGAAAACAAAAUACCAAGUCAUGUACAGACAUCAUCUAUCUCUUCAAAACACAUAACAACCAGUCAGGAGCCAAACAGCAUUGGGAUCUGGGGCUCUUAGUUGUGCUGUAUUCUUUCAAUGUGUUUCAAACGUGCCUUUCAUCAUUAACCUGAUACUGAAUUUCGAGGUUCUUCAUUUGCACAGUCAGACACACCUCUCGGUGAUAGUCUUGAAGUGUGGGCUGACAGUGAAACUGCGUUGUACAUGCUGCCUGAAGCUUUUUUGGUUGCAACGACUGUGAAGCUCCAUCACUUAGAAACUUAGCCAAAGACUAGAAUCUCUUUCUCCGGCAUACAUGGCUGUGACAUGCACUCAACCCUUUUGCCUCUUCAUGUUGGCUUCCCUUAACUUCGAGCACCUACGUGCCCCAUCCUCACAGCACUAAGUUCAGGGUGGUCGUGGGCUUCAAAAAUCAUCGAAGCAGGAAAUGAGUCUCUCAAGAGCGUUUGCUAUUGACUGCGUGGUAGGCACCAAUUAUUAGUUGCAACUGUGGUCAUAUUUGUUGUGGUUUCAGAAAAUUGAGGAGAAUGUUCUGGUUAGUUUUAAGAUUGUUGUUGACUGUUUUUUUUUUUUAAGCAAAAUCAUCUGGGAAUUUUGGAAUUGGAAUUAUCAUUUUGGUGCACAUCAUCUCAGUUAUGCUCAUAAAAUCACAUCACCAAGUUGCCUAGUUAUACCCUAUCAGAUAUAUGUUUGCUUGUGCCUUCGUUACUGAACACAAUGUAUUCUGUGCAUUUAUUCUAUGCAGAUGUAUGUAUACACUGACGAUGGAACUGCUGAUAAAUUGUAUGAAAAAGUUGCCUGUUUUUCAGUCCAAAUGAUGUCCAUGCUAUUACACUCCUCUGAAGAGAAGUUACAAUCAACCAUUGAAUUGAUUGCGUAGGAAAUCUAAAUUUAAUACUAUUUAAACUCGCUGCCUGCACUUUCUGUAACCGAGUACAAGAGAAAGAGGGAAAAGUGACAGGGCACUUUUGGGGCCGUAUAAGAGAGAAAAGUGACUGGUCCACACUGGUGCACAGUGAUGUCAUGGACCUGGGUAUAUAUGUGCUCAUGGAAUAAAGUGGCGUAAAGGGCACCAGCGACUUAGUAAA